AGCUUUCUGGCUUGUUUUCAGGGGGUGGUUGGAGGUGUCCUGAUCGUGACCCCCAACAACAUCAUGUUUGACCCUCACAAGUCUGACCCGCUGGUGAUCGAGAACGGCUGUGAGGAAUACGGCCUCAUCUGCCCCAUGGAGGAGAUGGUUUCCGUGGCGUUGUACGAUGACGUGUCGCGUAUGAAGCUCAAAGACGCUCUGCCUUCAGACCUACCCCAGGAUCUGUGUCCUGUGUACAGGCCUGGUGAGUGGGAGCAGCUGCCUUCUGAGCAGGAGCUCAACCCAUUCAGCCGAUAUGAAGCGCUGGUUCCACGCCGACCAAUAGUCUUGGACGACAUUGAAUCUACACUCUCUGAAACCGGUAAAAGUAUAUUUUACCCCAUUUAUAACAACAGAAGUGGACUUUAAGUCUUGAGUUGUAUUUUUAUUCUUUACAUUUUUAAGUUAUAACAGGUCAUUUAUAAACUGUACAAGAAAAUAGAGAAUCUAGUUUUUCAAAGAAAGUAGAGUCAGAGGUAUGUCUUACUGUUU
This is a messenger RNA of Oryzias melastigma (Indian medaka), 531 nucleotides long. RefSeq names its product nuclear receptor coactivator 7-like. The transcript is spliced from 2 exons. The record is from RefSeq and is a predicted model, not a curated record. Lineage: Eukaryota; Metazoa; Chordata; Actinopteri; Beloniformes; Adrianichthyidae. The coding region runs from base 64 to 408 and encodes 114 amino acids.